Messenger RNA from Rhagoletis pomonella (apple maggot), 1478 nucleotides. RefSeq names its product modifier of mdg4-like. NCBI's taxonomy places the organism in Eukaryota, Metazoa, Arthropoda, Insecta, Diptera, Tephritidae. Gene Ontology annotation, cellular component: nucleus. Gene Ontology annotation, molecular function: protein binding. Gene Ontology annotation, biological process: regulation of transcription by RNA polymerase II. The transcript has 5 exons. Bases 252 to 1463 code for a protein of 403 amino acids. The record is from RefSeq and is a predicted model, not a curated record.
CGAAAUUGGAUUUCAUUCGUAAAUUUGACCGAGAACGGAUUGUGUUUUACUAAAGGUGCAGCUGUCUUUGCGGCGAUAUCUAUUUUAAUAAAAAAUAGUGAUUGCCAAAAUAAAUUUAAAAUCAAAAGUCUUCAAGUGAAUUAAAAACUAACUUAUAGCAGCCGGAUUUAUUUUGCGUCUGUACAUACACAAACUUAUCGAUUUGUGUGACAUCGGAUUAGACGACGAAUACGCUACCGCUGGCAGCCAACAUGGCGGACGACGAGCAAUUCUCGCUGUGUUGGAAUAAUUUUAAUAGUAAUUUGUCUGCUGGUUUUCAUGAGUCGCUAUGUCGGGGCGAUUUGGUCGAUGUGACUCUAGCGGCAGAGGGGCAAUUUGUUAAGGCCCACCGUUUAGUACUCUCGGUGUGCUCGCCCUAUUUUCGUAAAAUGUUUACCCAAAUGCCGGCCAAUCAACAUGCUUUCGUUUUUUUAAAAGACGUAAGUCAUACGGCACUUAAAGAUUUAAUACAGUUCAUGUAUUGUGGAGAAGUAAAUGUAAAACAGGAAGCUCUACCAGCGUUUAUAAGCACAGCAGAGGCUCUCCAAAUAAAGGGGCUAACUGAUAGCGAUCCACCACCGUCGCAAUCCCCAGCAGAACCUUCAACACCUACGCCCCAAAUUCAGCAAAUUUCCUCGCCUCGUGUUCGUCAACGUACAUCAGCAUCCCGUUCAUUUAAAAUUGAAUCGGUGGAGGACUCUGGAGAUGAUAAACAAACUCAAAUAGUUAUUCAAACAACUUCAGCUCCUCCUGCGCAGCAAGUAGUUACUCAACCACAAACCCAACAUCUGCAACAGACUCAAAGUCAAACGCAUAUAGCACCUCAGCAAAUUGCAAGUACCACCACCGCCGCUACUACCACUGUUGUUACGCAUAAGCGACCAGCGCGUAGCAUUGGAAGUGGACCCCACAUCAAACGCACCAAAAGUACAAUUGACCCCCUAGACACAUCUGAUCCGUCGACCGGGGCCCAGCAAAUUACUGUACAAACAGCUGUUGUAGCUGCCCCUGCACCGGAACCUAAGGCACAAGUUCAACAACAACAACCUGAACCCGAAUAUAUUGACUUGCCAAUAGAAUUGCCCACAAAAUCAGAACCGGACUAUGCGGAAGAGGCCGGAGACGUAGAAGGAGGGGAAAAUGAGACCACAUAUGUAGAAGAUGAUUCAUAUGGGGAACUACGGUAUGAUGAAAGCUAUUUCACGGAAAACGAUGAAGCACCUACGGGUGCGACGACGGGGCAAAGUAGUAAUGUGUCUGGCGGUGGUGCGAAUGCAACUACAUCAAAGGCUUUGGUGAAACAACAACAAUCAUCAUUCUCAGACAAUUCGUACGUGGACGUGGCGGAUCAGGCGAACAGUGACGCACAAGGUUGGUUGAAUACUAAUUUAUUUUGUAGCUUUAAGAUAAUGGUGCAAGCUUAACUGAAUUAUUUUCUG